UGACUAGCCUCCAGCUUGACAGCUGUGGAGGCAGCAGCGGGAUGGAGGCUCCAGGGCGAGUGUGGCUGCGGGCCACGGGCUCUCUGUCGCUGGACGAUGUGUACAGCAUGGCGAAGAGCCUGGGCUCUGAACUGCAGAAACUGACCGAGCAGUACGGGCCGGACUCGGUGUCCGGGGUGGUCCCGCAGGUGGUGCGCGUCCUGGAGCUGCUGGAGGGCUUUGCGGCAACCGAGAGGGAACGGGGCCCCCCGGAGCAUGAGCUGCUGAUCCGGGCCGUGCAGAGCAUGCAUAUAGGCAGAGAGGAGCGACCUGCACCGGAUCUAGAGCAGAAGCUGCUGGAAGCUCAGAGAAAAGAACAUGACCUUCAGAACCAGCUGUCCCAACUUACUGAAGAGAACCAGAAACUCUUGGUCCAAAUGACAGAGACAAAAUCCCAGGGAGAAUGUGCAGCAAGGGAAGAGCGAGAUCUGAUGCUCAAGUUGAAAGUAGUUGUGGACAGACAGAGGGACGAAAUCCGAUCCUUGACACAUGAGAUCCAGCAGAAGAACAGAGACACAGAAGCGCUACAGGAGCAGCUGAACCGCUUCAUGAAUAUGAAUGAAGACUUGAGACGCAAAGUCUCUGUUGUCCAUGCUCAGCUUAAAAGCUCCCUGCAGAGGAAGACAGACCUGGAGAACCUGCUGCAAGAAAGACAGAAGGAGAUAGAUGCCAUGUUACAGAGGCUCUCUGUAUCGCAAGCUGUCCCUGAUAAAAAUAUGAAUACAUCUGAAUGUAAAUCUCUGGAACAAGAUGGAAGUGAUAAAACCCCAUCAAACCAACCCUGUUUUACCAAGGAAGAUGUGAAGCACAUUGUACAGGAGAGGAAUGAGCUGAAGACGAAUCUGUUCCUGAUAAAUGAGGAGUUGCAGUAUUAUCACAGGGAGCUUCUAAACGAUGAGAGGAUACCCAGCCUUUUGUUGCGUGGCAUGAAAUCUGCCAUCCGGAAACAGAGGAAGAAAAUUAAGGCCAAAAUGCUGGGUAUUAUGGAGUCUCCUACUAGCAGUGAUGAUGAAAACACAUGGACACAGACAACGGCAACAGACUGCGUGGACGCCAAGCCUCCAGACUCAAAAAUCAAGAGUUUGUUUGGGAUGUGGUAUGGAAAACCAGAAGCUGAACCGGGCCCCUGGGAAAUCAUCAACGUGAAAGAACUCACUAUGGUCGAGAAAGAAGAAAGAAGUUCUGACAAUGUCUAAACCCCAUCUUGUGGAACUCCCUACCACGUUGUACCGUCUGAUGCUGAUGACCUUUGUGAAGGGACAGUACAUAUCUGCAGUGUCACAUAGCAGGCUCUGCACCCUCUGUAAAAUGUAUAUUAAUUGUCCCAUAAAAAAGAACGCCAAUAUAUUUUUCUAACACUAUUUUUAUUGACAAUUCCUUUUAUAAUAGAAUGCAAUUUUUAAAUGUGUGUGUAUAUAUACAGGGUAUUUUUCAGCUGUAAAUUCUGUAUAAUUUAUAUCGGGAUAUUUGGAGUGUUUCUUAAUCUUGAAGCACCAGAAAAUAAAUAUUUCACGGUAAUAUUUAGUAGAUGCUUCACGUUUCAAACAAGUGAAAUGUUUUCAUUAUCUUCUAUUAGGUAAUUCAUAUACUAUGAGUUUAAACAUGGACAUAAGGCACCCUUCAAAUCGACCCUUUGGUUCAACUAAAAAAAAUUCCCAAUAACUGGGGAACGAACAGAUUACUUACCUGAUGACCUCCUUUUCAUCUAUUCAGCUGCAGAUCCACCAGUUCCCGGACUCCUCUUCCAUCAUCCAGGAUGGCCACACCAUUUUUCAGACCACCUGAUCCAUGCUGUGUAGUUCAAGACACUGUUUGGUGCCCUUGGAUUGGCUAGCACUGCGCACUUGAACAGUGCGGACUAAUCCAAGAGUAGGGCUGGACAAGUAGGAAGUGUCUUGGACUACCAGUGCAUGAGGUAGUGUAGAGGAGAAGUGGUGCAGCCAUCUUGGAUGGCAGAAGAGGAGCCCAGGAAUUGACAGAUCUGCAGUUAAAAAAAAUGAAAUGGAGAACACCAUGUAAGUGCUCUGUUCAUUACCCAGUUAAUGUGAAUAUUUUUUUUCUGUAAUCAGAUGGUCACUUUAAAUGUUUUACUUUUGGUGUGCUUGGUCUUUUAUUUAGGUACGUCCACACGAGACAGAUACACGGUGGAUUUUCUGCAGUGUUUACAAUAGCCAUAAAGUGAGUGAAAUUGUAUGAAAUCUCAUCCACACAGUGUGGAAAAAAAAUCUAUGUCAAUUUGUGCAGAAAUUGUCGUGCGGUUUCUAAAUCCACAUCUUGUCAAUUUUUAUGCUGUGUUUUUUCACCACUGAUUUAGUUGAUUGAGACAAAUUCCACAGAAAAUCUGCAAAGGAUAUUUUCUUUUGCAAAUUAUGUUCUGUGUGGACGUACCCCUAACCAGCUAUAGAUCUACCAGGAAUAUUCUGAGGGCCGGGAUUUUUCUACAUUCUUAUAUUAUCCCAUAAAAUGGUAAUCAAAUGCAUGUAGAUCACCAACUGCUCCAUUUUGUAAAAUGCUACGGAAGAGUGGCAUAGACAACAUUCAGAUGGCAAUAUCGGAGGGACACUGUCUCCUGACAUGUCGCACUACUGACUGACACUAGUUGCGUCAUCAAUACACCGCAUUUACGCUGUAACAACCUGAAGGGAGGAAGCACUUCUGUUCUUUGUGUACAUCCGGCAAGUACUGCUAUAUGUGGGAACGAAAAGAAGCCCAAUAUUUGGGUGGACACUGUCAGCAAGGAGGAGCGAAAAACUAUUUGUUAAAAGAUCCCCUCUCCAUGGCAUGAGCAUGCUCAAAAUACUGUGCAGUGAUCAGCAUGAUGUGAGUUGUAGUCUUUGUCACAAUCACUGAGCUAACUAGCUUAAAAAUAGCUGCACUACCGGAAUAAUCCAGGCAUAUGCAGUCCUUUUUUCAAAAGCCUGAGAACGGCAAUGCAGCAUUUUCAGAUGUCACUUUAAAGGGACACUGACAGGCCCAAAAACAUAUUAUGGGUUAUAUAU
Bufo gargarizans (Asiatic toad) is the source of this 3038-nucleotide messenger RNA. RefSeq names its product Rab interacting lysosomal protein (gene RILP). Gene Ontology annotation, cellular component: ciliary basal body; cytoplasm. The record is from RefSeq and is a predicted model, not a curated record. Gene Ontology annotation, biological process: cilium assembly. Gene Ontology annotation, molecular function: protein dimerization activity. Bases 42 to 1235 code for a protein of 397 amino acids. The transcript has 8 exons. NCBI's taxonomy places the organism in Eukaryota, Metazoa, Chordata, Amphibia, Anura, Bufonidae.